Messenger RNA from Acanthosepion pharaonis, 1149 nucleotides. The record is from the annotation of a GenBank genome assembly. NCBI's taxonomy places the organism in Eukaryota, Metazoa, Mollusca, Cephalopoda, Sepiida, Sepiidae.
AUGCUUCCACAGACGCAGAGAUUCCGGAAACUUGAGAUACAUUUGAUGACUCCUCAGGAGACGACUCUCCGACACGUCGUAGUGAUACGUGGGAGGCCGAGAGAUACUGUAUAUCUCUCGGUAGCGGGCCUCGGUGGUGUUCCUGACGCCCCCCACGCCGUCAUGUCAGAAGUGGCAGAGGGCAGCGGUGUGGGGAUCAUAAAAGAGCCCACUGUCAAUGCCAAAAGCUCAUAUUUUGGGCACCUAAGGGGUUUGGCAAAAGCUCAAGUUGCCUCGAACUUGUGCUUCAAGGUGGAAGUUGUUGAAGGUCUAGAGGUUACCUGGGAGACUAUGCUUGUUGACGGAAAACUCUUUGUGGAAAUUCCCUCAGGGAUACUGCCAGAAGGCUCUAAAGAAGGGCUGGUUACUUUGCUGGAAUUUGCUGAAGAAAAGCUUCAGUGCAAGAAUGUCAUUAUCUUUUUCCGAAGAGACCGAAACAACAGAAGUUCUCUCAUAAAGACUUUCAUGUUCUUGGGUUUUGAAGUAGUUUCUCCUGGUAACUCUUUGGUUCCCAACAUUGGGUGUGAUAGAAAUACCUCCUACAUCUCUCUCUCUCUCUCUCUCUCUCUCUCUCUCUCUCUCUCUCUUCUCUUUAUGCGCCGUAGUUCUUCUUUCAACUUCUUUUUCUUUUUUAAUUCCUUCCUUCCUUUGCGUCUUUCAUUCUCUUUCUUUCUUUAUUUUCACUCCCUUUCAACUGAUUUUUCUUUUUUUCUUUCCCCUUUUCCGCCCCCUUCUCUUUAUCUGAAUGUUUCUUUAUUCUCUGAUUCAUCUCUUUUCUCCAGUCCUCUUUCCCUUAUUACUAACUUCUUCGAUUCUUCGACAUUUGAUAAUACAACUCCUUCCUCUUUCACUUUCUGCCCUUCCUCUCUCUAUUCUACAUACCUCCUCUCUUUCUUUCUUGACCUCUUGUUACUCUUAGCAUCCGCUCUUCCUUCAAUUUCCUCUCUCUUAUUCUUCUUAUUAGCUUCUCGUGACUAUGUCUAUCACUCUCCUUUCACACUCACUCACUCACUCACUCACUCACUCACUCCCUCUCUCUCUCUCCCUCUCUCUCUCUCCCUCUCUCUCUCUAGGUCGCACUAUUCUCUUUCUUUAUUGGUCUCGCGAUGA